Molecule: messenger RNA, 540 nt
Organism: Verruconis gallopava
Lineage: Eukaryota; Fungi; Ascomycota; Dothideomycetes; Venturiales; Sympoventuriaceae
Exons: 1
Coding region: 1-540 (179 amino acids)
Source: RefSeq, a predicted model, not a curated record
AUGGUCCUGGAGAAAAAGGAAUCGAAAGUCAGCCACGGCCGCGGUUGGGAGGACGCCAAAACCAUACCAGUCUUAGCCUGGAUGGAAAAAUACACAGUCGAGUUUUUCAAUCAGCCUGAGCUCCGAAACAACAAGGACGUCUUUGCAAAGUGGCAUACCGCGGAUACUGUGCACCAAAAUUCCGACGGGAGCGUGUACACUGGGUUGGACGCAUGCUUCACAGCAAUACAGCAAAUCUACGCACCGUUUGCGGCGUUUGUCCAUGAGCCUCGUUUUUGGACCGUCUGGGAAGUUGACGGUGGAUUUGAAAUGGUCGGCCAAGCCGUGAUGUACGCAGACCUGCCUGUCCCAGGUGGUGAGAAGGCACAUGAGGAUAUGAACGGGAAGAAAUGGGACCUCGCGCUGCAGGGAAUGUUCCAUUUCUGGUAUUCUAGUGAUCCAAGCGGGAACGAUGGCUUCAAGAUGAAGCGUAGUGAGGUGUACAGUGACACUUUUCCUGCCGUCCAAGAGAUGAUGAAGAGAGGCAUGGUUCCAUCAUGA